Molecule: messenger RNA, 720 nt
Organism: Auxenochlorella protothecoides
Lineage: Eukaryota; Viridiplantae; Chlorophyta; Trebouxiophyceae; Chlorellales; Chlorellaceae
Product: U2 small nuclear ribonucleoprotein B''
Exons: 5
Coding region: 1-720 (239 amino acids)
Biological process (GO): mRNA splicing, via spliceosome
Cellular component (GO): U1 snRNP
Molecular function (GO): U1 snRNA binding
Source: RefSeq, a predicted model, not a curated record
AUGGAGGCGAUGGAGGGGGUAGUGCAUGAAGUAGACAAUGGGACCGUCUCUGCCGCAUCACACACCGUGUACGUGAGUAACAUCUUCGAGAAGUUGAAGCUUGAAGAGCUCAAAAAUUGCAUGCGGACAAUCUUCGAGCAAUUCGGGCCGGUGCUGGACGUGGUCGCUCGCAAGACAUAUCGCCUGAGAGGCCAGGCGUGGGUGGUGUUUGAGAGGGCAGAGGAUGCCGAGAAGGCUGUCAAGCUCCUACAAGGUUUCCCGUUCUACAGCAAGCAGCUGAAGCUAGCCCUGGCGAAAACGAAAUCUGAUGCUGUCGCCAAGGUAGAGGGCGUGUACUCUGAGGAGUACGUUGAGGCGCGACGCAAAAAGGCCAAGGAAGACAAACAGGCCGUCGCAGCGGUCGCAGAGCCGGCUCCCGUCGGCUAUGCGCCACCUGUCCAGGGGGGCCCAGCCGCCGUCCAUCCCGCAGAGCAGGCGGUGAAUGCGCCCAACAAGAUCCUGUUCCUGGAGAACGUCCCUGCCGGGACCAACGAAGGCAUGCUCUCCGUCCUCUUCACACAGUACCCCGGUUUCGUGGAGGUGCGGCUCGUCCCCCAGCGCCCCGGCAUCGCAUUCGUGGAGUUUGGCGAUGAGCGGCAGGCAGGCACGGCCAUGGUCUCCCUCCAGGGCUUCAAGAUGGCCACCGACAUGCCCCUGCGCAUCACCUUUGCCAAGCAGUGA